This is a messenger RNA of Marchantia polymorpha subsp. ruderalis, 405 nucleotides long. The record is from the annotation of a GenBank genome assembly. Lineage: Eukaryota; Viridiplantae; Streptophyta; Marchantiopsida; Marchantiales; Marchantiaceae.
AUGUUUCAGCAGCUCCACACGGAGAGAGUCCGAGGCGGCUCAAAUUUGACCACAGGCAGACAGACGGAGCUGAGAGGAGCUGAGAGGACCAGACCUCCAUACACUCCAGUGUGCUCUGUGUGUGUCUGUGUGUGCGCAAGGCAACUACCUGCGAGGACCUCCCCCAAAUCUGACCACAUGCCUGCUCGGUUGAGAAGUAGUCAGGCACGCGGUCCGCUGGGGCGGAACAUCGCAAACAUUCUCGCGCCAAAUGCAGCCCCGGUGUCCCUCUGGACUUCAGUGACCGGCACAUCUAACGAGCGACCGCCAGGAUUGGCGAGGCGGCGCCACCGCGGCUGGCUCAACUCUGUAGCUUGUGGGAACUGCGCACUGGCUGGCCACGGGGGCUGCAGCGUUGCCACAUAG